Messenger RNA from Pezoporus flaviventris, 2689 nucleotides. It is a transcript of the gene TSLIG2, whose product is annotated as chromosome unknown C2orf49 homolog. Gene Ontology annotation, biological process: embryonic morphogenesis. The transcript has 4 exons. Bases 39 to 887 code for a protein of 282 amino acids. Gene Ontology annotation, cellular component: tRNA-splicing ligase complex. The record is from RefSeq and is a predicted model, not a curated record. Lineage: Eukaryota; Metazoa; Chordata; Aves; Psittaciformes; Psittacidae.
CCAUGGCUACCAACGACAGGUACACAGCAUAGCAAGCAAUGUAUCACACUGCUGCAGCUGUCACGGACACUUUUAACCCAGCGGCGAAUCCUGACGUAACCUCUCCGCGCCACUUCCUGCGCCAGCCCCCGCCCCUCGCGGCAUUGUGGGAAGCCGGAAAGGGGUCGCGGGGGAAGAAGAUGGCUGCGCGGGGAAGGGACAGGGUCGGAGGUGGGGGCCGCGAUGGCAUUGACGGAAAGGUGGAGCGGGAGUCGGGGCGUCCGGAGUCGGAGCUGCUGCUGCUGCACCCGGAGCUGCUCUCGGAGGAGUUCCUGCUGCUCACGCUGGAGCAGAAAAAUAUACUAGUUGAAAAUGAUGUAAAGAUGGAUAAAGAUGGUCUCACUGAUCUCUAUAUUCAACAUGCCAUUCCUCUGCCUCAGCGUGACUUGCCAAAAAGUAGAUGGGGAAAAAUGAUGGAGAAGAAAAGACAGCAAAAUGAGUUUAAAAGUGAGAAUAAAAGUGUUACAAUGGCAGAAGGUUUAAGGAAACGGCCAUUAAUUGUGUUUGAUGGCAGUUCAACAAGUACAAGCAUAAAAGUGAAAAAGACAGAAAAUGGAGCUGCUGAUCGCCUAAAACCUCCUCCAGCUGGAAGCACCACCAACACUGUUAGAAGAUUAUCUGUUCCUCCGAAUGCCGCAACGUACAUUUCAGCCUCCAGUUUAUCAGAGGACGCUAAGCUGGGAAUGAGGAAUAAUGAGACUAAGCAGAACAAUAUUUCAAAGACUAACAGCAGUAUGUUGGCUAGUCUGAAGGUGUACCCCUUGUCUCCAGUAGCAGGAACUACUGUUGUGAAGUUAAAGAGAGCUGUUCCAAAAGAAGAAUCUGAUUUGCCGGAAUUGGCAAGCUAGAGGAAGGAACUGGAUAUGAAUAUCUGGAGAGCUGCCUGGACUGUGGGUCUGAAUGAGAAGCUGUAACAACAAGCCGUACUAACUGAAGUGAGAGGCUAAAUGUUGAGUUCUCAUUUUGAGCCAUGGUGGUCUUAAUCAGGUAUCUGGGCUUCUGUAAGAUGAUGAGAAAGACAAGCUGAGGUCUUGAACAGACUAGUGCUGUUCUCAAGUAGAUGGCUGAUGACUGAGCUGUUAACCAUGAAGGUAAAUAGUUACCUUUCUUUCUGCAAGUUAGAUUCAGCUGCAAACAAAUUUCCUGUAGAGAACUACACUACAGCUGGGCGCAGAAGGAGGCCAGUGAGUUGAAGUGAUGAGAGAAGAGCUAAGGCCAGAUAUAUGAAUUCAGCAGGGCAUAUCUUUGAAAGUGUAGGUAAUUGUGUUCUAGCUGUCAGCUGCAGCGAAAGAUAGAACAGUGGUUGUUUCUGACAAAGGUGUAAUUAGUCUUUUAAGAGCUUGUCAGUGAGCAAGGAGCAAUGAGCUAUGUCCUCUUUAAAACAUGCCAUGAGGUAGGGAUAAGCCUUGCAUUUGUCUUCUGUUUCUUCGUGAUGCAAAUGAAGGCACUUUCACAUUUCCACUGGAGUAUGGGACUGUCUGGAGUAAGUCUGGGCUUCAAAGGAGGAGGUAUUUCUGUCCUCAGUUGAGCUGCAGGGGGAGCUUUAGAUACGCAGUGUGAAUUACAUUGAUUAAAAUUUUCUCAGGUCAUCAGACUUCUGUUUUCUCAGUAUUGGGUCAUGAAAUGCUUUCUAUUAAUUUCUCUCUCUAAAAAAAAAGCUUUCAUGAAAGAAUGCAGGUAAUAUCCUUGCUGUGUGGAUUGGUAGUUUCCCUCAGACUUCUGUUAAACGUGAGCACCUAAACAUAUGGCUGUUCUGAAGAACUUUUACAAGGAUCAUGGCUGCGGCCCUGUGGCAGAUUUAUGCUGAAGAGGUGUGUUUCCUACUUACCAGUAUCACUAGCUUAUUUUAAUACUUAGGACUCUUUCAAUUAUUGGUCAGAUCUGAGCCCAUAGAGCUUUUGAAACUUCUUUAGUAUGCACCUCCCUGCUGCUUUACAUUGUAUUUAAAUGUUUUGUAGACAUAGUGAUGAGCACUUUUAAGUGAUUAUACAUCUGACACUUAAAAGCUAUGAUCCCUGACACUUUACUUUCUACCUUAUCCACAGUUCUUGUUGUUCAGGUUAAUACCGGUAAGUUCUUUGGUUAGUGUUGGUUAGAUAUGUUUGAAGUUAGGCAAGUGUAUUGUAUGGAUAUUACUUUACUGUCUGAAAUUAACAUAAUACUGAAUAAUAAGUCAUGGAGCCAGGAAGAGUCAAUGUACUUGGCUGAAAAGUGUAAAGCCUGAUAUAUUUUUUAAUAUGACCGUAAGGACAGUUGCCUUUUCAAGCAAGUGACUGUUCUUUGACUGUCAAGAUAAACUGAAGUUCUUGUACUGACUAGCACAGAACUGUCUCUCCUUAAGGUCUAAUUCCCUUAAACCUUUCAGUGGUUGCAAUCUACAGCAUUGCUGUAAAUAAACAUUGAAACUCUUACAGAGAAGAGAGAUCUCUUGAUUGUGCUCCCCAAACCACUCCUCUGCAGAAUCAUAGAUGUUAGGAUUGGAAGGGACCUUAAGAUCAUCUAGUUCCAACCCCCUUGCCAUGUCUAGACCAUGUCACCCAAGGCUCUAUGCAGCCUAGCCUUGAACACUGCCAGGGAUGUGACAUUCACUGCUUUUUUGGGCAACCCGUUCCAGUGCCUCACCACCUUCACAGUAAAGAACUUCUUCCUU